AUGUCCGUGUCGAUCGAAGCAAAGCAGACGCCUUUCCACGACGAAGUGGCCGAGGUUGACACACCACCUGAGCUCACCCCAUGGCAAUGCCUGAAAGCCAACCCCAAGAUCGUGCUAUGGACGCUUUAUGCCAACAUUGGCUCGACUAUGGUCGGCUACGAGAACCUUGCGCUCUCGGUGUGCCUUGCCAUGCCGGCUUUCCAGAUGACCUUUGCAUCUGAGGUCAACGGCGUCCUCAUCAUUCCAGCGUACUGGCAGUCACUCUGGAACGCACUCUACAACAUCUUUAACAUGCUCGGCUCGGUCUCAGCCGGCCAUCUGCAAGAUUGGUUCGGACGUCGCUCCGUCUUCCUAGCUGCCAUAAUCAUUGGGAGUGCUGGCGUCGCGGUCAGCUAUAUCUCCAAAACCCCAGCCGAGUUCCUGGGUGGCAAGAUCGUCGCUGGCUAUGCAGUCGGCCUCCUCCUGGCCGGCACGCAGACGUACGUGUCUGAGAUCGCACCACUGCCAAUGCGAGGUUUGGCUCUGAGCACCAACACCGUCAUGCUCAACUUGGGCCUCCUCAUCGGCAUUUCAGCGACGUUCAGCCGCGUGAGCAUCAUGGACCAGUCUGCCUUCCGCGUCGUCUUCGCCGCUGCCUGGGCCUUUCCCGCGCUGUUGGCCGCGGGGCUCGCCUUCAUGCCAGAAUCCCCGUACUGGCUGGUUAUGAAGGAUAAGCACGACGCCGCCCUCGUCUCUCUCCGCCGCCUAUCCCGCAAGGGCGAGAAUCUCGACGCCCGCCUCGCUGAAAUCCAAGCCACCGUCGAAGCUGAGCGACGCAUGCGCAUCGCCUUCAAGAAUUCCGGCCUCGUGGAGAUCUUCAAAGGCACGAACCUGCGCCGUACCUGCAUCAUCCUCAUCUGCAUGUACAUGCCCCAGAUCGUUGGGGCCGUGCUUUCAGCAAACGCGCCCUACUUCCUCAGCCAGACCGGCUUGCCCUCCCACACCGUCCUCAUGCUCGUGCAGGUCGCCGUCAGCGUGGGGCUUGUCUCCGCCCUCAUCAACAUCGUCCUCAUGAUGCGCUUCCGACACCGGCCCUUGAUGUUCCUCGGCGUCUCCAUCUGCGUCGUCAUGUACCUCAUCAUGGGCAUCGCCUCCGCCCUCCCACGCUCCUCAGCCACUCUGACCGUUAUCGGUGUCGCCACGGCUUUCACCUCCAUCUCCUACGGCCCCGCCGUAGGCGCGUCCAUGGCCGUCGCUGGGGAGGUCUCAGCCGCGAACGUGCGUGCAAAGUCCCUUGGUGUGGGACAGGCUUUCUCGUCGUUCGCCAGCGUCGUCUGGACCAUUGUCUUGCCCUACCUGUUUAACCAGGACGAGGCGAACCUCGGUGGGAAGAUCGGUUGGAUCUUUUUUGGCAUGGCUGUUGUUUACUUUGGGCUGAUGUACUUCUUCGUCCCGGGCACCAAGGACCGUACCUUCGAAGAGUUGGAUAUCAUGUUUGAGAGGAGGAUUUCUGCGAGACGAUUCGAGAAGUAUCAAUUGAAUGAGACGAGUGCUUAG
This is a messenger RNA of Cyphellophora attinorum, 1536 nucleotides long. Its product is annotated as General alpha-glucoside permease. The record is from RefSeq and is a predicted model, not a curated record. Lineage: Eukaryota; Fungi; Ascomycota; Eurotiomycetes; Chaetothyriales; Cyphellophoraceae. Gene Ontology annotation, biological process: transmembrane transport; carbohydrate transport. The transcript has a single exon. Gene Ontology annotation, molecular function: carbohydrate:proton symporter activity. Bases 1 to 1536 code for a protein of 511 amino acids. Gene Ontology annotation, cellular component: membrane.